GAUAUGAUAAGGAUAUAAACCGAUUAGCCAUGAUGGCUGCACUGUGAGCAAAUGGACUCACAUUCUUGUUUUUUACGACGUGGUUCUCCAGCCGAGCACAAAAAUCACAGAAAGUGUGCUCCUUUUCCCGUAUCCGCCUCUGAGCGAUGAGCUGUACACACCAUCAGCUGACACGAAGGAGGCACACACACACACACACACACACAGACACACACACACACGCUCAGGACCAGCCAUGGCUCUCAUACACACUCUCAUUCUGCUCUCAUGUGCGGGGAAAGUUUGGUCCAAAUCCGGCCCGAAUGAGUCUCGAGUCUAUCUGAACAAUAUCACACGGAUUCUGGACAGAUUACUGGAUGGAUACGACAACAGACUGAGACCAGGAUUUGGAGGUCCCGUCACAGAAGUCAAAACGGACAUCUUCGUCACCAGCUUCGGUCCCGUGUCUGACGUGGAAAUGGAGUACACCAUGGACGUGUUUUUCCGCCAGACAUGGAUAGACGAGCGUCUAAGGUUCGAGGGUCCCAUCAAGAUCCUGCGUCUCAACAACCUGAUGGUCAGCAAUAUCUGGACUCCGGAUACAUUUUUCCGAAACGGCAAACGCUCCAUCGCUCACAACAUGACAACUCCGAACAAGCUGUUCCGUAUCAUGCAGAAUGGAACCAUCCUCUACACCAUGAGAUUAACCAUCAAUGCCGAGUGUCCGAUGAGACUCAUCAACUUCCCCAUGGAUGGACAUUCCUGUCCUCUGAAGUUUGGCAGCUACGCUUACCCGAUGAGUGAGAUAGUGUACACUUGGAAGAAAGGGCCCUUAUUUUCUGUGGAGGUGCCACCGGAGUCGUCCAGCCUGCUGCAGUACGACCUGAUCGGACAGACGGUGUCGAGCGAAAAGCUCAAGUCCAGCACGGGUGAAUACAUCGUCAUGACCGUUCACUUCCAUUUGCAGAGGAAGAUGGGUUUCUUCCUGAUUCAGACCUACAUCCCCUGCAUCAUGACCGUCAUCCUCGCUCAGGUUUCCUUUUGGAUCAACAAAGAGUCCGUUCCUGCCAGGACCGUCUUCGGCAUCACUACAGUGCUAACGAUGACGACUCUGAGUAUUAGCGCUCGACACUCGCUGCCUAAAGUCUCCUACGCCACCGCUAUGGACUGGUUCAUCGCCGUGUGCUUCGCUUUCGUCUUCUCCGCCCUCAUCGAAUUUGCCGCCGUGAACUACUUCUCUACCGUGCAGGCCAACCGAGAGCACCGCCGUGCCAACGCUGUCCAAGCUGCCAUGGCAACCGCCGCCAAGAGUGACAGCAUAGAUGUUACGUCGCUGGUGGACUCCAGCAGUGUUCUGAAAAAAAGGCUGAACUCAGUGCCGCAGAAGGAGAGCUCCAUGGUUCCUGCGAGCCCAGUGCAUGAGUUACGUCAGCAGGGUUCAGCCACGCCCGAUAACGCCAUGCUAACUGGCACCAGCAUCAUCGAUAAAUACUCACGCAUCCUCUUCCCUCUGUCCUUCGGCGCCUUUAACCUCGUUUACUGGAUCGUUUACCUCACCAAGGACCCCAUGGAGACAAGGGAGGAGUGAGCGCUGCAUCCUCACCAGAGGGUCUCUCAGGAAACAGUGGGGAAGAUGGAGGAUAAAACAAAUCUAGAUCUUUUGAAUCCAUGUCCGUUUAAUGUGUUAAAAAAGGAAGACUGCUUUAUUUAACCUUUAACCUUUUACCUUUUUAAAAAUAUAAAUGAUAAAUUUUUAUUUAAUAAACCAAAGAUUCUUCAUCUUGUGUUCACAUUAGAAAGGUUUCUGCAAAGGGUUUAAUGGAUAAUUAAUGGUUCUUGGCCUCCAAAACAGGGCCGGAACCCCGUUGUGAGGUUUUUCGUAGAACCUUUCAUGGUCUUUUUCUAAAAGUGGACCAAGCUAAAUCUUAAACUCAUGUCAGGUUCUAGAUAUUAAGAAGAAAAUACUGAGUAAUAACUUACCCAGUUAACACACACACACACACACACACACACACACACACACACACACACACAGAUAUUAUAAGGAACUAUGCACAGACUUAUACAGGAAGUACGACGACCUCACUGUACAUUUACAGUGUUACAGUGUCCUACUCUAAUAAAAAUUUUGCGUACAUUAAGUUCAUUUUACA
This is a messenger RNA of Ictalurus punctatus (channel catfish), 2132 nucleotides long. It is a transcript of the gene gabra6b, whose product is annotated as gamma-aminobutyric acid type A receptor subunit alpha6b. Gene Ontology annotation, molecular function: transmitter-gated monoatomic ion channel activity involved in regulation of postsynaptic membrane potential; benzodiazepine receptor activity; GABA-A receptor activity. The transcript has 10 exons. NCBI's taxonomy places the organism in Eukaryota, Metazoa, Chordata, Actinopteri, Siluriformes, Ictaluridae. The record is from RefSeq and is a predicted model, not a curated record. Bases 236 to 1567 code for a protein of 443 amino acids. Gene Ontology annotation, cellular component: dendrite membrane; neuron projection; GABA-A receptor complex. Gene Ontology annotation, biological process: regulation of postsynaptic membrane potential; nervous system process; gamma-aminobutyric acid signaling pathway.